This is a messenger RNA of Suillus subaureus, 465 nucleotides long. RefSeq names its product kinase-like domain-containing protein. Gene Ontology annotation, molecular function: ATP binding; protein kinase activity. Bases 1 to 465 code for a protein of 154 amino acids. Gene Ontology annotation, biological process: protein phosphorylation. Lineage: Eukaryota; Fungi; Basidiomycota; Agaricomycetes; Boletales; Suillaceae. The record is from RefSeq and is a predicted model, not a curated record. The transcript has 2 exons.
AUGUUGCACUCAUUCAUAAGCCAGGCGAAUGUACUUGUAGAUGGUGCGGGGAAUCCACGUCUCACAGAUUUCGGUCUCGCAACAGUCGUAGGGGACCCAGAGUUACAGUUGGGUACGACAACUGCGGCGCGUGAAUUCAAUGUUCGAUGGCGUGCUCCUGAAGUCAUUGGAGUAGAUCGGAAGGGUCGGCCUGUACGGCCGAAUUUCAAGAGUGAUAUAUAUUCUUUUGGUGGUGUCAUGCUCUUUAUCGUCUCGGGGGAUAUACCAUGGAAAGAGAAGGCACAUCCACAGAUCAUCAUUGAGCUAUCGAAAAGAGCGACUCCUGCUCGUCCCGAUAACAUUUCUGAUGAUCACUGGAACUUGAUUCAAAAAUGUUGGUCUUGGAACUCAGCGGACCGCCUGGAGGCAGCGGAAGUCAUUGGAUGCCUUGCAACGAAAAUCACCAGGCAUGUAGUCUUUAGAUGA